Messenger RNA from Lathyrus sativus (Indian pea), 279 nucleotides. The record is from the annotation of a GenBank genome assembly. NCBI's taxonomy places the organism in Eukaryota, Viridiplantae, Streptophyta, Magnoliopsida, Fabales, Fabaceae.
AUGGUUGAUUCUUACAUCUUACUUCAGGUAGAUGGAGACACAAGUACUAAUGAUACUGUUAUUGCUUUGGCCAGUGGGAUGUCUGGGCUAAGCCACAUAUCUUCUCUAGAAAGUUAUGAGGCAAUUCAACUUCAGGCAUGCUUAGACGCAGUAAUGCAAGGUCUUGCCAAAUCUAUAGCUUGGGAUGAAGAGGGAGCAACAUGCCUCAUUGAGGUUUGUUAUUUUACACUUGCAAUAAUACUCCCUCAAUCAUUCAGUUGGCUAGAAGUUUUUGACUAG